Molecule: messenger RNA, 3091 nt
Organism: Argiope bruennichi
Lineage: Eukaryota; Metazoa; Arthropoda; Arachnida; Araneae; Araneidae
Product: general transcription factor 3C polypeptide 3-like
Exons: 27
Coding region: 305-3034 (909 amino acids)
Biological process (GO): transcription by RNA polymerase III
Cellular component (GO): transcription factor TFIIIC complex
Molecular function (GO): protein binding
Source: RefSeq, a predicted model, not a curated record
CAAACACACAGGUGCUGCUGAGAAAUGUGUUUAUAAUUUGUAACGUGACAGUAUAAAUAAUCUUCACUUCCUUGGUUUUUAUAAUUGUUGUUUAUUUUUCUUUCAUGUAAGGAUGUAUUCCUUUUGAUCACUAAAUAAUGCCUAUCUUGUAAAAUUUAUGUUUUUAACUUCAUUCAUUUUUAUAUUUUUCGUAUGAAUACAAACCAUCAAAGUACUCAAUUAUAAAAAGCUACAUAUCUUUAUGUAAAAUUUAGUAAACCUUAUAAAUAUAUGUAGAAAAUAUUUUAUUUCAUCUAAAGUACUCAUGAGUGCAGCUGUCAAUAUGGAUUAUGAUCCGAUGGAAGGUACAUCGGAAUUAUUUGCAGCAUUGACAAGAGAUGUACCACAAGAACAAUGGGAACAGUAUAAAGAAGAAAUUAAGUUGGGAAACUACAUAGUUAAUGAUAGUGAUGAUGGCAGUUAUUUUACUGACAGAUCAAUAUCACCAGGUCCUGAUGAAGAAAUAAUUACGAACAUUGAAAUAGUGGAAGAAGAUGAGGAACAACCUGAAGUAAAAGAAGAAGAAGAAGAAGGGGAAGAAAAAGUGGUUGAAUCUGAAGAAGAUGAUGACCAGAUUUUAUGGGGAUAUGAUGCUGCAGAUAAAUAUGCCCAAGGCAAAAUAUCAAUCUUUCAAUUAACUGAUAUAAUGAAAAACAUUAAGCUUAAUACUCAACCAAGCAAGAGGAGACGUUUAGAUGAAGAAAUAAAUGAACCCAACCCAGAAUUGGAGAAGGAGAAUGAAGUUGUUGAAAACACAACACAGAAAGCAAAAAGGAAAAUUCGAAGAAAGAAGAAUUUGUUGCCAAAAAGCCUUGAAGGUCUAAUGGGACAAGCAAAUCUUCUGUAUGCUAAAGGGGAAACUAGGUGUGCUAUUACAGUCUGUAUGGAGUUAAUAAAAUCAGCGCCACAAGCAUAUGAACCUUUCCAGCUCUUAGGUAUUAUAUAUGAUGAAAUGGGAGAAUCUAAAAAAGCUUUCCAAUGGUAUUUAGUAGCGGCAUUUUUAAAUCCAUCAGAUACAGAUGAAUGGAUUAGAUUAGCUGAACUCUCUCUUGAACAAAAUGAAAUUCAGCAAGCUAUUGGUUGUUACACAAGAGCUAUUCGUAAUGUGCCUACUAAUGUUAAUUUAUGGUGGGAACGUUGCAACUUAUAUGAGCAAGUUGGCGAAAGAAAAAGGGCUUUAUACGGAUAUGAAAUGAUAUUGAAACAUUUAAGUGAUCCUAAAAGUGGUGAGAAGUGUGUAGAUAUGGCUAGAGAGAUUGCAAAGAUUCAUCAUGAAAAUACGGAUGAUGCCAAUGCUGUCAGAGUUUUAGAAACUUCUUUUAACAAAUUUCCAUCUCUCAUAACUUCUGAAGAUGUGAAUUUUCUUCUUGAGCUGCAAUUGGGACAGAAAAUGUACAAAGCUGCUGUAAAGACUUUUGUUCAACAUUGUGGUGUGAGAUUAAGAUUUCCUUUGGGAGAUAUAACUUCAGUAGAAGAUUUAAAAGAUUUUGAUGAUAAAAACUACAAGUUUCUAGUCAGUUGUGUUGUUCCUGAAGUCUUGCCCAUUGAUUUAACUGUAAAAUUUUUACUUUGCCUUAUCCAUCUACAAGCCUUUAAAGCUGCACAGCCAUUAAUAGAUUAUCUCAUGCAAGAAAAUCCAGAAGAAAUGGGAGAUCUGUUCCUUGAUGUUGCAGAAGCCUUAAUGGAAGUUCAACAGUAUAAAUCAGCGAAGCCUUUGUUGUUUGCAUUGAUUUCAACACCUACUUAUGAUUUGCCUGCUGUCUGGAUGAAAUAUGCUGAUUGUUGGUAUGGACUGUCUAAUAUUCCAGAAGCUAUUCAAGCAUAUCUGAAAGUUAUUGAGAUGGCUCCAGCAUAUCAAGAUGCUCGUUUGGCAUUAUCUAAAAUAUACCUGAAAAUGGGGAAAGUUGAAGAUGCUACAAAUAUCCUGAGACAGGAUUAUGAAGAUGGUGAAGAAGGAGUUGUUGUGGGUAUUGAUGCUUUAUAUCAACGAUGUAAGUUGUUGGAAGCUGAGGGAUGUUGGGAUCAAUAUAUAGCUGCUGCUACUUUACUUCAGUACAGCCACUGCUAUCACCUAGAAACAGAAGAAGAAUUCAGUGCUGUUAUUACUAAUCAAACCUGUAAAAGAAGAGUAGAGGCCUUAAGAGAUUUAAAAAAUCAAAAUAAAAAAUCUACUCCUCAGUUUAUUGGACAAGCUAUUCCUGUCACUGAAAUGUGGAAUAUUUUUAAAAAGGUGUGUAUGCUACUUAUGCAGCGAAGGCGCUAUGAAGAAUUGCAAAAUUUAUCACUUGCAUGUUUAUCUUCGGCAUCAUUUAUGAAAAAUCCAGCUUUUGCUAAAGAUUUGGAAUUCCAAGCUUUACUCAGUUGUUAUUAUAAUGGAAGUCAUCAGUAUACAUAUCUGCUAGUCAGAGAUCUUGUUUUAAAGUAUUUACACAGUAAUAAAGCAUGGAAUUUGUUUUGCCUCAUUGUAACAUGUAGUCAGGAAAAUCGACAUAAUCGUUUCUGUAUUCGGUUAAUGAUGAAGCAUCAAGAUCAUUUGGCAUUAGGAUAUUUAAAUGGGCACAAUGCUAUGAUAUCUGGUACAUAUAAACAUGCACUAGGUGAAUAUAUGUGCAUUCUGAAAGAACAUCCUAAUGAUCCAUUUGCUGUAUUUUGUGUUGGUAUUACUUUUAUUCAUAUGGCAUGUCAAAAAUUUGCAACUAAACGACAUUUCCUAACAAUACAGGGUUUUGAAUUUCUGGUUAGAUAUGCAAAAAUGAAAGGAGAAAACCAAGAAACAUUUUAUAACAUUGGAAGAGCUUUGCAUCAAUGUGGAAUAAAAGAUGCUGCCAUUCAUUAUUACAAAAAAGCUCUGAAUUGUCCUCCACUUAUUACUGGACCAGAACAAGAUAUUUUUGAUUUACGGCGUGAGAUAGCAUACAAUCUCUGUGUAAUUUACCAAGCUUCAGGUGCAAUGGAUCUGGUAUCUAUGUACUCUCGAAAAUACAUUGUUGUAUAAAAGAAAAACCUUCAUCAUAUGUAUUCAUUUUUGUAAAUAAAUCCAUUUUUUUACGUA